GGUGGAGUUCUUUCCUGAAUGCAUAUACAGUAAUGGGCAUACAACUAACUCUAUUGUUUAAAUGUUUCUUGGCAGCCUACUGUUGUUAUUUACUUGAAACAUUAUUUUAGUGGGAUGAAUCUGCCUGCUGUAUGAAUUGUGAAGUUGCAGAUAUGUCCAGUGAAACUGAUUCUGGAGGUCGACCUUCAGCAACGACUGUUAGUACAGUAGCUGUCCAAACAGGAGACUCAAGAAUUGUAGUAGCUAUACUAAAGUCUGGAACAUGUGUGGAACUUCAGCUUGUUGAAUCAAAACCAAAUCUACUUGAAAUUGGCAGUAAUCUGGAUGAAACCAAGAAAUUACUCAACGAACAUGAAAUACUUCUGGUUAAACUAAAGGCCCAUGAAGAAGGUGUUAAGGAUUUGCUUCAUGAAGCUGACAAAACAGCAGAGGCCCAUAAAGACCAGAGUCAAUUGUAUGAUGAGAUGGGAAAAACUCUGGGAGAGAACUGGACAGCCCUCAACCAACUGCUUGAAAAUCGCAAGAAACUUUUAAAAUUGGCUUCUGAAUUCUUUGAUCAUGCUUUGGAGUUUGCUAUAAAAAUUGAUGAAGCUGAAGAUUUUCUGAACAGUGCUCAGAUACUUGAGGACCUGGAAUCAUUAAAGCAACUUCUUUAUCAUCAUCAACAUGUUAAGAAAGUUCUUUUAACAAACUCAAUGGUUCUUCUUAACAAAAGUCAAGAACUUGUCACCAUAAUCAAAGAGUUUAAGGCACCUGGAUCUAAAAUAAAUUCUGAAUUAAUUCAUGGGGCUCAGAGCAGCCGCAUGAAAAUUGAGAAUCUAAUGGAAAUGCUGCAGGACAGGAGGAGACAAUUGGAGGAGCAAUCCCAUUACCAGCGGUGCAGUCUGGAGCAGAUACUGCAAAUGUAUCGGUGGGAGCAGCAGGCAGAUGAGGUGAUACAGUGGUUCCAGCACCACGGUGAGAAGUAUUUACAGAAUGAACAACUGGGCUCCUCCCUGACUGAAAAUGAACAGCUGCUGCAAGAGCACCAAGAGCUUGAGAGGAAAGCCAAGGAAUUCACCUCUGUCAUUGAAAGAUUGAAAACUGAGGCUGAUGAGAUGAUGCUUAAUGCAGAGGUCACAGAAAAUGAACAGCUGGCGUUUCUAAAUCAGAAACUGAAGCCAAUGUGUGAGGAGUUCUGGCUCCUCAUGAAGGAUCGAGAAACAUUGCUUCAAGAGGCCCAUCAUUUUUUUGGCAGUGCAAAUACGGGGUUUGAUGUACUUGGAGGCAUAGAGAACCAGUUGAAACAACUCAAUUUUAAGGCUCUUGGUUUGCCAGAACUCGCUAAAGAACAUAAGAUUCUGUGCCAGGCAAUCGAGGAUGCAACUUCAGAUGCUCUACUGAAGGGACAAAUGCUCCUGAGUAAAGUUGACAUUCAGAGGGCUGUUGGAAUUCAGGAGAUGAUUGGCUACAUUCAACAGAGAGUAGGUCAACUGACUGAACAAUGCUUUGCUGAUAAGGAAUUAGCUUCAAAGAAACAGCAACUGGCUGCUUCAUUUGAUGAUCAUAUUGAAAAGGUCUCAGGAUAUCUUCAGGCAUGCAGAUCUCAACUUUCUAGUCAGUUGGAGCCUGGUUCCUGUCUUUCUGAAUCUGAAGAUGUUCUGAACAAAUACCUGGAACUGUCUGAUCAAAUCAAGGUGAUAGCAAAUGAAUUAAAACAUAUUGAAGACAUCAUUGUACAGGCAGAAACAUUUGAAGUCCCAGAAGUAAUAUCUUUUUCUGAAAAGCUUAUUACUCUGAAUGCCGAAUGGAAAGGAUUGUGUUGGAAUUUGAAUGCGCGAGUUGAACACUUACAGCAUUAUGUGUCCUUUCUGAAACAAGCUGAGGAGGUUGAAACAUCUAUGAAAAGCUUUGAAGAUUGUUACCAGUCUCCGACUAUAAAAGACAGCGAAGAAACUGCUAGGUCAGUGUUAGAACUUGCUGAUUCCAAAUGGCAAUUGGUCCUUAAGAACUUCCUUGUUCUCCAAGACCUGAUAUUCAACUUUAAGAGUGCAAUAAGCAUGAAGGAUGAAAAUUUGAAUUUAAACUUAAAAAAGUCAGUGACUGUACUCGACAAUACUAUUGAUCUAUUAGACAAGAGAAAAUUGAAUCUCACGGAACAGUGGACAAGUUGCCAACUUCAUUUAAACCAAAUUAAGUCAGUCAAAAAACAGUGGAAGAAAUUCAAAGAGGAGCUUAAAAAGAUAAUUCAUGGUUUGAAAAUGCUGGAAGAUGACCUUAUUCCAAAGUCUACUUUUGACCUUGGUUGCAAUCCUGAGGCGAUUAUGAAAUUGCACAAUAAGUUCAACAAAGUAAAACCACAAUUACAACAUUUGAAUGCUGAGGUGGAAUACAGAACAAAAACAGCUGAGCUUUGGACACUGAAAGGUGUUUCUACAAAGGAAAGAAAUGAAAAAAUGAUGGACUUCCUUAAACUUCAUCAUCAAGUAAACAAUAAAAUAAAAGAUUAUGAAAUGGUCCUACAAAUGGCAAUUAAAUUUCAUCAGACCAUGCAAGAGCUUGAGGAGAUGAUGAAGUCAGGAGAACUAGAAUAUCCUGAAACAUUAAUAAUCCCUGACGACAGCAAUCAAGCAAAGAUCCAACUCCGGCAACAUCAAGAAAAACAAACACACGUGUGCCAUUUGUAUAAAUUGUCCCUCACAUUAGCAAUGGACAUCAUCUCCAUUGCACAGAAUUCCAAAUUCAUUCAAACCUCAAUGGACUCUCUUCAGCAAAAACGGGAAGCUUUAGAGAGUGGGAAUGUUGAGUGGAGUGCGAAGGCACAUCAACAUGGAGAAGAAUUGGAAACAAUUUUGCAUCACUGUACCACAAAAGAAGAAAUAAGUGAGUUAAAGGAAUCUUAUAAAGACCUCAAGAGGAAGUUUAACAACUUGAAAUUUAAUCAUGUGAAAAAAAAUGAAAAACUUCGGAAUCUGAAAGUAAUCAGCAAUCAAGUCCAACAAGUUGAAAUGUACAUUGAAAAAAUUGAGAUCUUGAAAAAGAAAACACUUCAGUAUGUGACAAAAGUCAGUACAGUUCGAGAAAAGCAGAUCCCCAAAGCAGAAGUAAAUCCAUUUGAAGAAUCCCUGAAUGAAUUAUUGAAAGAGGUCAAUGAACUUGACAAGACAGUGGAGGAAUACAAACAAAACUUGGAUAAGACUUUGCAUUUGCAGCAGGCAAUGGAAGAGAGCCAGUUCUGGUGCGAUGACACAAGUGGUACAGUAGUUAGAGUUGGAAAGUAUUCUGCUGAGUGCAAGACAAAGGAAGCAGUGGAAAUUCUCCUCAAGCAGUUUGAAAAGUUUGUAUGGCCUACUGUACCGCAACAGGAGGAGCGAAUCCAGCAAAUCACCGAAUUGGCAAAACAACUAUAUGGUCCUGAAGAACCAAAGAAAAUUGUGAAGCAAAUAGUAAGAAAACAUAGUGAAAUCCUUGAAUCAAUAAAGGAACUAAGCAAUGGUUUAAGAGAUCUUGAAUCAAAACUGAACAACGUGACGGAUUCCAAUAAUUUCAUCCAAUCCUCACACGUAGAUCCAGAUUUGCAAAUAACACAUCAAACAAUGGAGCAGCCUGAGCAAGAAAAGGCGAUUAAGGCUUCACCAAAAUCUACUGUGGAGUCAGCUCAAGUGGUAAAAGAGAACAAAGAACUAAAGUUGGCUUCUAUGCAUGUGUCAGACCACUGUCGUGCUCUUGGAUUACCCACAGAAGAUAACCAGGGAAAAACAGAUACAUUGAAGAUCCAAAGAGGCAUAAAUUCUCAGUGUUCUACUGCCAUUUUGACCCAGCCGUUUAAAAUGAAGCUUUCUCAGACAAAAAAAGCUUUCCCUACAAAUUAUUUCUCUGAUACAGAAAGAAGAGUUUUUGCUCUUCAGCUUGCAAAAAACACAGAAGAACACACAAAACAUUCCACUGGAAAUUUUGCAAACCACUCGCAUGUUUCCCAGUCAAAUUUUCCCAAAGAGUGUCAAGUAGAAGAAACUGAAAAUGAAGGAAAAUUGGAUAGUCAGCCCAUCCAAGAACAACAAUUUCCAUACGACCAUGAAAUUUCAAACGUUAACUUGGAUGGAUUCGUGAGCAGUGAAAUCACAGAUUCAGCUGCAGAAGAUCUAAAUUCACAAGAAGCUAUCGAGUUACUUCAUCUUUCCACUGAAGGCAGCACUGUCACAGAGGGAGAUCUACAAAAUGAACUUUCUGCAGAUGAAAUGCUGUCUGUAGAAGAAUAUGAAUGUAUGUCACCCGAUGACAUCUCCUUGCCUCCACUUCCUGAUACUCCUGAAUCAAUUUUCAUGUGUUCUGAAACGGAAGUGGACAAAACCUCCAACCUAAGUUUCCACAGUCUGCACGCUAGGCCAUACAGUGGCCAGCCACAGAAGCAAAUAAGCUGUGGCAGAAUGACUGACACAUUUGAACCUUCAGCACCUGUCACCUCUGCUGAUAAAUGGAAUCUCUCAGGACCAUGCAGUGAAUCAGAAUAUCAUCAGGCAUCUGAUCCAAAUCCCCAUGUUAAACCCUGCACUAAAUACAGAUCUGAGUCUUCCUCUUUUAUUCACAGCCCACUGACAAUCCCUGCCCCGAGUAUUGUUUCAAACACGCUUUCACAUAUUUUAAAAUCCAAGAUGGUACCUAAUUCAUCAGUUUGUGAUUCUAACUGUAAAGUGCAUGAGAGACAACUGCAGACUUAUGACAUGCAUGAGAGUGUAACAACCACCCAGACGUCACUGCAUGAUGCUAAUAACGAUUAUUUUGGAGAAGAAAUUAGUUCUAACAGAAAUAAUUUGUGUACUUUAUCCGGAACACUAACAGUACCCCAAAAUUUACAAAAAUCAGUGAGUGAUACAAGUCACCACACGGAUAUUGUCAUCCACAAAGAAAUCAGACGUACAUCAAGAAAUACAGCCAUGUGCAACCUGGCUUGCACUACUCCCAACUUCUCCAAGUUGAUGUCUAAUGUCAGUGUGGUAGAAGGUUCUCCUGUGACCUUGGAAAUCGAAGUAACAGGACUCCCAGAACCAACUUUGACAUGGUACAAGAAUGGAGAGAAGCUGACAACAGAUCAGCAUGUAAACAUUUCACGAAAGGAAGGCAAACACAUUCUUUACAUUGAGAAGGUUUCUGAUAAAGAUUCUGGUAGUUAUGUUGUGCAAGCUAAAAAUUCUAAUGGUGCUAUCAAUUCCAGUGCUAUCCUUCAAGUACAAGGUAACUGCCAUAUCAAAUGUUUCCAUGUUGACUUCACAGAUUGGUUCACCUGCCUUGGAAUGUUAUGCUUAAUAUACAUUAGCUUGAUUCUUAUGUAUAUUCUGUUAACUUAGCUGAUGUAAAUGUAUAUCACUGCCUCUGUCACUUAAAUGCCUUUCACUGUGUGUCCUGAAAUAUCUGCACUUGCCACAAGCAAUAUUUGAUAUCUUCUAUAAAUUAAUUAAUCUACUGUUGUUGCUGAAUUGAUCAAAAAAUAUUUGUUUAAUGUUGCUCAUUUAACUGAAUUCAUGGAAAACACUAAUUUGAUAAUUUAGUACUUUUGCAGUAAAGUAUAUCUUCAGAAAUUCAACAAGCUGGAAUACUGCUUGUAAUCAAUGACACGCAAGAUAGUAAUAUUGACCAGUUAAGAGGAAAUUAGUAAAAGAACAACAUGCACUGCAGAUUGAUAAAGGAUGAUAACUUGAAUAACCUUUACCAUUGAUGCUUUUAUCUCAUUACAUAGAGCAUUUUAGAAAAUUAUGAUAGCAGUUUCUACAUCUCAGCUCUUAAUAUUUUUGAAAUAGAGGCAUUACCAAAACAUGUAGAAUGGUAACAAUGGAAGAUACAUGAUGAUGAUUCUUUCAUCUUUAAGGUAUGCUUUAGCCACAAAUUGAUGCACAAUUAAUUACUUAUUUCAAAGAUUCCAGUGGCAAGUGGAGCCCAGACCUCUCAACAGUGGAAAUAACAUUUGAGAUCAAAUAGUCCAACAAUACCUCUUGUGUGUGAAAUCAUAUGAUAUCACAAUCCAAAUUCCCAUAGUCAUGUGCAAAGACCAUUUGAAAUAGCAAAAGUGGCAGACUGAGUGGAGAAACAAAAACUUUGAAUUCAAGCGUUGGAGUUAAAAAAAGUGUAUUGUUUUAUCAUGGUUUAUUUAAUGCAAAGAUUCAUAAUGCACUACAACGGCUAUCUUCACUGUUAUUCUUUUGAUAUUUUCUCUGUAAUAAAGAAUCUCCAGAAGCAAACUUUCUAAAAUAGUUAUGGAAACAUAAUUUGCAUUAAAGCAUGCAUGCAAUAAUGUACUGACAAAACAUAAAUGAUCUUUCAUAUUUCGAAUCAUUCAUUAGCAGUUAAAGUUAAGAACAUUUUGUUGUUAUUAUCUUUACAUUUUCAACACUAAUACUGCUAUAAGAUUCAAAUGCACAUUGCCAGAAGCACAUUUUGUUGGGAGAAUCAUAUUAUAGACAAUAGACAAUAGGUACAGGAAUAGGCCAUUCAGCCCUUCGAGCCAGCACUGCCAUUCGAUGUGAUCAUGGCUGAUUAUCCACAAUCAGUACCCCUUGCCUUCUCUCCAUAUCCCUUAACUCCGCUAUCCCUAAGAGCUCUAUCUAACUCUCUCUAGAAAGCAUCCAGAGUACCAGCCUCCACCGCCCUCUGAGGCAGAGAAUUCCACACACUCACAACUCU
Messenger RNA from Leucoraja erinaceus (little skate), 6654 nucleotides. It is a transcript of the gene ccdc141, whose product is annotated as coiled-coil domain containing 141. Lineage: Eukaryota; Metazoa; Chordata; Chondrichthyes; Rajiformes; Rajidae. The record is from RefSeq and is a predicted model, not a curated record. The transcript is spliced from 24 exons. Gene Ontology annotation, cellular component: cytoplasm. Bases 132 to 5324 code for a protein of 1730 amino acids. Gene Ontology annotation, molecular function: guanyl-nucleotide exchange factor activity; protein binding. Gene Ontology annotation, biological process: axon guidance.